CGAACAUCAAAUAUCGAAACAAACAUAGACGCGUCGCCGGUCGUGGGGGGAAGUCGUUCAAGUUUGUUGUGUGCCAGUGUUAAUUAAAAAAACAAAAUGAGGUUUCUAUCGAGUUUAGUAUUUUGUUUUUUGUGCUACAGUUUAUCACUAGCCAGUGACACAUAUAGGGCUGCAACAUUUGGGUCCAGCGUCUUCUCUGAUCUACGGAGAUAUUUACCAGCCUUGAAAGAUGCUUCUAAACAUGAUGUAAAUAUAGUCGUUUUGCCUUCAGGAGAUAUAUAUACGGCUGAGAAUUAUGAUGAGGACGUCAAGACCUUGUCAGACUUAGCCCAGCAGACGAACUUAUAUAUAGUAGCUCACUUGCUGGAGAAAACCCAGUGUCCGAAUGGUGAAGAAGUGGUAAGGAGUAACCUGGUCUUCGACAAAGAGGGGUCCAUUAUUGCUGUUUACAGAAAACCUAUGAACAACAUAGCCAAUUGCACCUUCACGAGCAAAGACGUCACAACCUUCACCUCUGACUUCGGCGUGACCUUCGGACUCCUCAUGGAGGAAGACCUGGUGUUAAGACCUCCAGGGUUGAAGGGGCUGAAGAACUUCGUGGUAACUGGCCCUUCGCAAGCUGAUAUAUCGUUUUUGAAUGCAAACCAAUUUGCACCGUCCUGGGCCUUCAUCAACAAUGUGAAUCUCAUCACCAGCAGUGCCGUGUACGCGGGCAGAUCAGGAAAGGUGGAAGGACAAUAUGUUGAUCUGAUGAAAUUCAUUGAAAAAGAGUCGAACGAAGCUCCACUGUCAAGUCUUUCAUCAUCAUUUACCAGCGAUGACAUCACCGGUUUCAUCAUCAGACCAGUAGAUUUGAACCUCAGUCCGGGUGGCUACGAAGAGACUGUCUGCCAUGAAUCAUUUUGCUGCCAAUUUUACGUGAAGACUAAAGCAGGCUUGAAACAACCCAAAAUGAAUUACUACCUGUCUACAUUCAGUGGAAUUCGCAGUUUUGACAAAAGCCACGAUAUAGGAACACAAAUUUGUUCUGUGUUCGCUUGUCAUCAAUUGGAAAAGAGAUCUUGUUCCCUGGGGUCCGAAAUCAACAGCACUGUCGCCUUCGAAAAGAUCAGCAUUUCCAGUAACUUCACCACCACAGUCAACUACCCUAUCAUUCUCACGAGCGACGAGUCGAAACUCUUCAAAAAAUUCGCAUUUCACACCAAACCCGCCAACAAAACUACACUUGCUAUAGAAAACGGUGAAAAUCUUCUAAGAAUAACAAUAUACGGUCGAGAUUUCUCAAAAGACAAUCAGAAAUAUCACGUAGAUUUCAAAGAUACGAUUAAUAUGAAUGUCUAUGAUUACAUUUUCAAUGAGGAUGUGAUAGAAUUCUUCGAUUAUGUCUGGAUUAGGUUGAGGAUACUUAUUAUUGUCGUGUCUAUAUAUGUCUUAGAAAUGAUGUAACUUAGUCGGCUAACCAUCGUAUAUUCGAGUGGAUAUAGAUGAAUGGAUUUUAGUUCAUGAAUCUGAUCAACUUUUCAAAGAAAUCUGUAGCGACAAGAAAGUUGGAAUUUUAAGCCGUACGAUUAUAAAUUUCUAUCGGGGGUUUUUGUACCUCGUACUAGAAAUAUUUUGAAAACUUAACUUGAAUGUUAAAAGAUAUUUCUUUUCAUACUAAGUAUUGUAACUUUCACAAGUCGUUGAAUGCGGCGGAAUUCGGCGUUAUUUUGAAUCGUCUUAUGAAUAGUGGGGACUAUUUACGAACGAUGAAAAGUCUGAUUUUCUCUCUCGUUCUAUCUCUUGGGUUCGUUGUGACAUUGACAAGACAAAUAGCUUUUCAACGUGCGUGAAUAGUCGCUUAUGUCAUGUUUAAAAACAAAAAUCCCUCCAAAAAUCUUGUGAAAUUGCAAUGGAGUAGGUACUUAGAUCUAUAAUUGUUGUCUAAGUAAUUAUAUAAUUAUUACUUUUCGUUGAAUGCUAUGAUUUAAGUGUUUGGUUUAAGUUUAGUGUGAAAUCAUACUUCACAGGUGUUAUUAAGGUUU
Messenger RNA from Amyelois transitella, 2024 nucleotides. Its product is annotated as vanin-like protein 3. The record is from RefSeq and is a predicted model, not a curated record. Lineage: Eukaryota; Metazoa; Arthropoda; Insecta; Lepidoptera; Pyralidae. The transcript has 9 exons. Bases 97 to 1446 code for a protein of 449 amino acids.